This is a messenger RNA of Phragmites australis (common reed), 1861 nucleotides long. RefSeq names its product beta-1,3-galactosyltransferase 7-like. Gene Ontology annotation, molecular function: beta-1,3-galactosyltransferase activity. Gene Ontology annotation, cellular component: Golgi membrane. The record is from RefSeq and is a predicted model, not a curated record. NCBI's taxonomy places the organism in Eukaryota, Viridiplantae, Streptophyta, Magnoliopsida, Poales, Poaceae. The transcript has 11 exons. Bases 263 to 1453 code for a protein of 396 amino acids.
CUGUUCACACCCUUGCACCGUGAACGUAGCAUUUGCUCUGAGUCCAUUAAAUAAGUCGUCUCCUCCCUCCUGUUGUCUCCCUCAGCUUCGGUUACUUCGAACCUUCAUAAAGCCGCCUUCCCCUUGCUCGCCUCUGCUGUGGUCACAAAACGCAUAGGACGAGCCGCCCUCGUCCGGGGACAGAUAUACACGAAGACAGAGAGGCGAGGGAGCUCACGAGGUUGCAGGCGAGGGAGCCGGAGCACAAGCGAUCGAACGGGGGAUGAAGCCCAAGAACGGCGCCGCCGUCUCGGAGAGGAGGCUGGUGUCGCGGCGGAUACUGCUCCUCUGUGUCUUCAGCUUCUUCCUCGGCAUGCUGUUCACAGACCACAGGUUGGGAUUGGUGCCGGACUGGCAGAACUCAAUCGUGGUGCCGCGCCGGCGGCAGGACUGGGAGCUGCAGAGCCUUUCCGAAGAUUUUGUUGCCAAGCCGAAACCAGCUGAAGAUAGGCACAUAAUGGAGGAGGUGGCAAAGACUCAUGAGGCCAUACAAUAUUUAGACAAGUCAAUCGCCACACUACAGAUGGAGCUGGCAGCCAAGCGCAGCACCAAUGAGCUGCUUGGGGGAAGCGCAAAUGGCUUAAGCAAGCAAAGGAAGAAGGCUUUUGUAGUGAUUGGGAUCAACACCGCCUUCAGUAGCAGGAAGCGUCGGGAUUCUGUCAGGGAGACCUGGAUGCCACAAGGUGAGAAGCUCAAGAAAUUGGAAGAGGAAAAGGGAAUCAUCAUUCGAUUCACGAUAGGACAUAGUGCUAUAUCAAACAAUGUCCUUGAUAAGGCUAUAGACUCGGAGGAUGAAUUUCAUCACGACUUUCUUAGGCUGGACCAUGUUGAAGGGUAUCACAAGCUAUCUGCGAAGACCAAGAUAUUCUUCUCCACUGCUGUGGCCUUAUGGGAUGCUGACUUCUAUGUCAAGGUGGAUGAUGAUGUUCAUGUCAACCUAGGAAUGCUCAUCACAACCCUUGGUCGGCAUAAAUUGAAACCGCGGGUCUAUAUCGGUUGUAUGAAGUCAGGACCAGUCCUUUCCGACAAAAAUGCCAAAUACCACGAGCCUGAGUUCUGGAAAUUCGGAGAAGACGGGAACAAGUACUUCCGCCAUGCCACCGGGCAGAUAUAUGCCAUCUCAAAGGAUCUUGCCACCUACAUCUCAAUCAACCACCCUAUAUUGCACAAAUACGCGAACGAAGAUGUAUCACUGGGGGCAUGGUUUAUCGGGCUAGAUGUGGAGCACAUCGACGACAGGGACAUGUGCUGUGGCACACCACCAGACUGCGAGUGGAAGGCGCAAGCAGGCAACGUUUGCGUCGCGUCGUUCGACUGGAAGUGCAGUGGGGUCUGCAAUCCAGUUGAGAGGCUAAAAUACGUGCACUCGAGAUGCAGCGAAGGAGAUGAUGCGAUUUGGAGCGCCUCAUUCUGACAAGGUGCUGAUAAAGGUCACAGGCUGACGAGGAAGGCCCACUUUGUAUGAGAUCACAAAGGAAAGGAGAAGAGAAGAGAAGAAAGCAUGGAUCUCUGAUAAAGGAAGCAGCAGGAUUAUAGAACCGCAGGGACACACCAUUUUUUUCUUUAUUCUUUUCUUUUUUGUUGAGAUAGGUGAUACUGGCACACAGCCAUACAGGGGUAAUGUGGGUAUACAUGUUUUUCAGUCAGUGCAGAAACAGGAUUACAUUCGAUUAGUUCAUUUGCCUCGUUUGAAAAUCAUACUUGUCUCGGUGGUGUUAUAGUUAUACUACCCUUAUUGCAACAGAUAAGUUAGGAGUAUUGCUGUGAUCAGGUCAGCAGAGAAGCUUCUUCAAAAGUGGAGUCUUUUUUCAGUCCUUCAAAA